This is a messenger RNA of Hypoxylon trugodes, 2250 nucleotides long. Its product is annotated as MFS general substrate transporter. Gene Ontology annotation, cellular component: fungal-type vacuole membrane. The record is from RefSeq and is a predicted model, not a curated record. The transcript is spliced from 12 exons. Bases 195 to 1940 code for a protein of 581 amino acids. NCBI's taxonomy places the organism in Eukaryota, Fungi, Ascomycota, Sordariomycetes, Xylariales, Hypoxylaceae. Gene Ontology annotation, biological process: basic amino acid transport; transmembrane transport. Gene Ontology annotation, molecular function: basic amino acid transmembrane transporter activity.
CACACCUCUGAAAUAUUGCAGCGAUCUACGUAAAGCCACGGGCGCCUGGCUGCCCGAUAUGAGUCAAUGUGAGGUACUACAAGUAAUUACUUACCUGCCUUUUUGAACCCGUGGUCUCGCUUGUUUAAGGUACUCGCAGCUGCGGCCACGCCACUUAACGCAUUACUGUCUCACCCAGGUACUUGAGCAACGCAAUGGCAACCGGUACCGAUUCAAAAUCGGUGGUCAAUGAGACGACGAGGCUCCUACAACCAGAUACAUCCAGCAUCGAUUCUCAUUAUGAGGAUUCGAGUCAAUCGUCCAGCGACGACUAUAAUGACAGCCCUUCCAUAGCGAGCUAUGGUACUCCUACAAGAUCUGAUGAAGAGGAACAACGUGAACAGGAGACACCCGGCAACAAGCCGACGCAAACUUACAGCAAUGGCUUCAUAGCUAAAGUCGUAAUCGCUAUGCUCGUCGGAGUAUUCACAUCGAGCGCGGACAGCUCGUUAGUAAUAGCAACCCAUCCCAUAAUAGCAUCGGAGUUCAACGAUCUAGAAAAUUCAACCUGGCUAUUUAUUAGCUUCCUCCUCGCGGGGGCAGCCACGCAAUCGCUCUAUGGGAAAUUGAGUGAUAUAUAUGGUCGGAAACCUGCGCUGCUAACCGCCUACGCGCUUUUCGCUGUUGGAUGUGGUUUAGUUGGCGCGGGCCAGACCAUGUGGCAGGUCAUAGUCGGCCGUGUGAUAUCGGGCUCUGGAGGAGCCGGCAUUAUGUCUUUGGCAGGUGUGAUAAUAACUGAUAUAGCUCCUUUAAGGGACGUAGGCUCAUGGCAGAGCUAUCUUAACGUCGUAGCUACUGUUGGGCGAAGUUUGGGCGGCCCAGUGGGAGGGUUCCUUGCUGAUACGAUCGGAUGGAGAUGGUCAUUCUUUGGGCAAGCACCGAUAUUCUUGCUUGCUAUGGUUCUUUGCGGAAUUAUACUUCCAAACAUGACAACAGGACGGAUCAGAACAGACGCCGAGUCCUCGAAGAGUCGACUAGCUAGGAUAGACUUUUUAGGAGCCUUUUUCCUUGGCGCUGGACUCCUAUCCAUUCUAUUGCCUUUAAGAAUCGCCGGGCAGAAAGUACCAUGGACGAGCCCAAUAGUUCCAUCUCUCUUUGGGCUAGGAGCUGUUUUGUUGGCACUCUUCGCCGUAACAGAGGCUCGAUGGGCGAAGGAACCUAUAUUUCCAUUGAGAUUGCUUAGAAACAGGGGCAUGGUUUUAGGGUACGUUAUUAUGGUCUGCCAGACAGCCGCGCAAGUUGGAAUGAUGCUCUCCGUUCCUCUUUAUUUCCAGGUAACGGAAAGGUCAUCUAGCACGGUCGCAGGCGCUCAUCUGAUGCCUGCUGUUAUCGGAAAUACUAUCGGAGGCCUUCUAACGGGCGCAUGGAUACGGAGAACCGGUUACUUCAAAGCACCAUUAGUUUUCGCGGGAAUUAUAUCAUUCGCCUGCUAUGCGCUUAUGAUACUUAGAUGGAAGGGAGAAACCAAUUGGGCAGAAUCCCUAUAUAUCUUUCCUGGUGGCUUCGGUACCGGUAUUUCAGCAACUGCGACUUUUGUCGCUCUUCAAACAGCAAUAAAUCCCGCAGACAAGGCUGUGGCGAUAUCUGGCCUAUACUUAUCUGUACCGAUUGGAUCGAUUCUAGGUAUGGCUACUUGUAACACGGUGAUGCAAGCGGUAAUGCCUGUGGAUUUGGCUUCAAGAUUGCGCGGUCUCGGCAUAGAGGGGGAAGAAGCUGAACAGAUCAUUAAGCAAGCCACUGCGCGAGUUGACUAUCUCGAUGAAGCGCCAGAAAGAAUAUCGCAUGCAAUCGCGCAGGCAUAUGUUCGUGGUCUUGAAUACAGCCAUGGGGUUUCAUUGUUUUGCGCUGCGCUCGCGAUAGCCGCCGCUUUGCUGAUGAGAAGCAAAAAGUUGCAUGGUUGAUUAUACCCAAGUUUGGGUCGACAAUUUAAAAGGAGAAGUUGGGGGGUUUAAAUUGAAUCAUGAAAACAAGUCAGUAGGGUACAUAACCCCAAAUGGGCGGAUGUAGAGCGGAUGGGUUAUAGCGGGUUGACCCCCGAAUUCGCGUUAUCAUCUGCUGGCUUUUGGUUGUAUAGCCCCUGAAAAUCAUGGCAAUUUAGGUACACAGCCCCCCACCACAAGUGUAAAAAGGGGCAGAAUAUAACAUGUGAGAGGGAAUAAAAGUCGAUUAGUAAUCAUGACAUUUAUUCUGAUCAGCAAUUGAAAACUCAAA